Molecule: messenger RNA, 1911 nt
Organism: Daucus carota subsp. sativus
Lineage: Eukaryota; Viridiplantae; Streptophyta; Magnoliopsida; Apiales; Apiaceae
Exons: 10
Coding region: 253-1542 (429 amino acids)
Source: RefSeq, a predicted model, not a curated record
ACAUCGAUACAUACAAUUUGAGUUUGAUGAUACAUGUAGUCGUUGUAUAAAUGUACUUUACUUGAAAUUAACUCCAGAGACAAUCACCGUCCACCGGUGAACAAACAGUUAAACACGUCCACACGUGUAUAUAUAACACAUAUAUCUGCAUUCUCUUCAACUCUUCUUGUAUAUUCUUCACUCUUCCAUUCUCUCUCUCUCUCUCGAAUAAUAUUAAUAGCAAGAAUCUUAUCAAGCAGGGGUAAAUAAAAUAUGCCUUAUUGUGAGGUGGGAAAAUACCAGAACACUGCAGAAGCCGCCGGCAACAAUGGAAUCAAGAUUUUCUACGAAACGUACGGUCACGGCCCCGUCAAAGUGUUAUUGAUCAUUGGAUUAGCUGGCACACAUGAAUCGUGGGGUCCACAGAUUAUGGGGCUCGCCGGAACUUUGACGCCGAAUGACCAGGAUUGGCCGGACGGUGAUCGGAGCUCAGAUGAAGUUGGGGGGGCUCACGAGAGGCUUGUUGAGGUUUGUGCUUUGGAUAAUCGUGGAAUGGGUCGUAGCUCUGUGCCUGCCAAGAAAUCGGAGUACACAACAAGAAUCAUGGCCAAAGAUGCUAUAGCUGUGAUGGACCACUUGGGUUGGGAAAAAGCACAUGUUUUUGGCCACUCCAUGGGGGCUAUGAUAAGUUGCAAACUGGCAGCAACGGUGCCUGAUAGAAUUCUGUCCUUGGCUUUACUAAAUGUCACUGGUGGUGGUUUUGAAUGUUUCCCGAAGCUUGAUCGACAAACUUUAUCCAUUGCUAUUCGGUUCUUAAAAGCUAAAACUCCUGAACAAAGAGCAGCUGUUGACUUGGACACUCACUACACAAAGGAAUAUCUCGAGGAACUUGUUGGAUCUAAAUCUAGAAGAGCAAUUUUGUAUCAAGAAUAUGUCAAAGGCAUAUCAUCAACUGGUAUGCAGACAAAUUAUGGUUUUGAUGGACAGAUCCAUGCAUGCUGGACACACAAAAUGUCGCAAACGGAGUUUGAGUUGAUGCGGUCUUCUGGAUUUUUGGUAUCAGUUAUUCAUGGAAGGUACAACUUAACUGGCAUUAAGUUUUCGUUUCUUCACCCAAUUAUACCUGGUCAGACUACUAAGACACUUUUCAUGACUUUUAGGAAGGAUGUUAUUGCCCAGUUACGUCAUGCAAGGAAACUUGCCGAGAGAUUACACCCUUUUUCCAGAAUGGUAGAACUUCCUGGUGGGCAUCUUGUGAGUCAUGAGAGGACUGAAGAGGUCAAUCAAGCUCUCCUUGAGUUGAUCAGGGCAUCAGAAAGUGAUAUGGAUCCACUUGAAUGGACAAAUAUACCGCAGCCUAGCGCUGGGUGGGCAGUGACCAGAGUAUCAUUUUACAAGAGAAAUUCAGAAGCUGGAAACAGAACAUCUUCGAAGUUUGGCGUUGUGGAAAAGAUAUAUCUAUUCUUCAUGUACCUCUUUGGUCUCCUCAUAUUGGCAUGUGAGCAUUUUUGGAGAGCAGUAAAAAGUUUAAGGCCAGCUAGAGUAGAAGCAGUGGCCUCAUAAAACCCUUCGAUUGACACAACCUUUACAUUAACUCGAUUUUUUUUAUGUAAGAUAGCUGAGAAACUUGGCCAUCUGUACCAUAUAUAAAUUGUACUGUCUGGGAGGUAAAUUGCAGCAUAAUUUACGCAUACCAGUAAAGUGUAUACUAUACAAGGAUUGGUGAAGAUUUCACCAUUUGCAACUUGCAAGAACUAGAAACCUAACAAGGAGCGACCAGUGUAUAUUUAUAGCAGGUUCUCCUUGUCUUCUGAAGGUCCAAGACCUCGUUCAAGUGUAAACUCUUAAUUAUCUAUUCUAAUAAAAUCAAAGUGUAAACUCUUAAUCAUCGAAUCUAAUCUGAUAAGAAUCAAACUGAGCAGAUAUUAAGCA